Molecule: messenger RNA, 2355 nt
Organism: Naumovozyma castellii
Lineage: Eukaryota; Fungi; Ascomycota; Saccharomycetes; Saccharomycetales; Saccharomycetaceae
Gene: DPB11
Product: protein kinase activating protein DPB11
Exons: 1
Coding region: 1-2355 (784 amino acids)
Source: RefSeq, a predicted model, not a curated record
AUGAAACCUUUCCAUGGUAUCACAUUUUGUCCCACAGCACUCGAUGAUGCAACAUCUAAAUCAAUAUCGAAAAAGAUUAUAAAAUUAGGUGGUGAAUAUGCAAAGGAUUUAACGCGUCAAUGUAUGGUAUUAGUGGUGGGCUUUUCAACGGAUACAAAUAAGUAUAAGUUCGCUGUGCAAUAUCGAUAUGAUAUCAUCUUCAUCAGUUAUAGAAUCAUUGAUGAAUUAUACCAACUUUGGUUAGCUGGUGAGGACAUUACUUUGAAGGAACAUUCAUCGUUUAAGGCCUGGGAACACAACCAGGUGGAGAGAAUGUUGCAGGUCUUGAAAGCAAGAUAUUCUGCUGAUCCUCUGAAGAAUUUUUAUUUGUUUGUAGGAAGGAUAUCCAGCGAUUUGCAUUCUGUCAAUGAAAUUGAAACAAUAUCUCACGAGUUAGGUUGUUAUAAAUGUGAAGUCUCGCAAUUUCUGAAAGAUGCGAAAUCACUUAAUCCAUCAAGGAACAUUGUUUUUAUUACAGAUUCUGCUACAGGUAUACGAGUAAAUGCAGCACGAGAUCAAGGAAUUCCAAUAGUUCAUCAGAAAUGGAUAGUAGACUGUCAAAUUAGAGGUGCUAUGCUACAAUUUGAUCCAUAUUAUUUAACUGAUAAUGUAGCCAAGUUAUCCUUUGAAGAAAUUGGGAGAGGUGCAUGUAACUGUUGGGCAAAAAUGGGAACGAAACAUGGGAAUAAUAAUGAACUUUUGAAUAAUGAUACUUCAAGUGCCCCAAUGGUAACGUCUUCUAUAUAUUUAAAUGACAAAUCAAAAUUGAUCAAUAAAUUUAAACCACAGGGUGAAAAGUUAUGGCAAAAUGUAAUGGAAAACGACUUCAGAUCAAAAAUUAAAGAUACAAAACCUUUACUGCCGACGAACUACAAUCCUGGUAAUGAUAAUGAACGUUCACCGAUAUUCCAAAAUAAAUCAUUUUUCUUCCACAAAGCGUUUACUCCCAAACAAAUUAUGAUUCUUACUAAAGUAAUUAGAAAAAAUGGAGGCCAAGCGGAGAUGCACUUGAACGAAAACAUAUCAUUUGACUAUUUACUUGUUCCUAGUGACAUCCCAACUGAAGAAUUAGGAUUAGAGGAGGAUGAUAUGGAUGAUCCUCUUGCAUCUGCAUCACCCGUCACUGAAUUUUUCAUCGAAAGAUGCUUGCAUUACAAAAAACUAAUAUCACCGUUAGAUUCUUGGUCUAAACCAUUUUAUUAUUCAGAAAAGUUUUUAAUAAACCCAGCAACUGCUUUACUUCACAGUCAUAAUAACAAAUACCUCAAUAUUGCCAUCACAGGUUUCCAUGGGGUAGAAUUAUUACACCUUACUAAAAUAUUACAUAUUCUUAAACCAAAUGGAAUAAAAUUCAAUGAAUAUCUAACAAAAGACACAGAUGUACUACUUAUAAAUCUGGCUGCCCUAUCAAGUAUACCACACUCACACUCGCUUUGGCAAAAUGAAUUUAGCGAUCUAUUUAAAGAAGAUUCUAAUUCACAACCACAAGAGAAAAAGAGCCAAGUCUUUAGGAAUUCAAUGAAAAGGAAGAUUGAAUAUGUUAAGAGGGAUCACCAUAUUCCACUUGUCACACCCGCGUUUUUAAUUAGUCUUCUUAGACAAUCCAAGAAUUUGUUAAGUACUAAUAACCCUCGAAAUUCAGAAAAGAUUCAUCUUAACAAUAUUAAUUGGUGCAUAAGCUGUCCAAAGGGAAAUAAAUUAGACUUUGUGUGCGAAUUAGUACGAAACGAUUCACUGAAUGAGAAUGUGGAUGUGAAUGAAAAGAUUUUCGACUGGAGAUCGACCACACCAAUUAAUUAUAAGAUCGAUACACCCUUAUUAUCGCCGUCUAAAAGGACUUCAUCAAUGAUGUCUCCUCCGAAGAUCCGAUCUAAAACAGAUGAAGUAUUAUCAAAAAUGCAGAAUUCAGCAAUAAGUGAAAAUUCUUCGAGGAUUGUUAGAAAACGCAUAAAAUCUAUUCAACAGGAAGAACAUCAUUCCAUUAUGAACUCGGCACCUUUACCAGAGCGUUUGAUAUCUCCCUUGAACACUCCACUGAAGAAGCCAAAACUUGACCAUAGCAAACCGAAGCCAACUAUUACAAGGACGUCCAGUUGGGGAACUAUGAUGUCAGAAGAAUUAGAAAAUAAUGAAAAAUUAAAAAUAAAAGAACAAUCAAAUAACCAGCAAAAUACAAAUAUAGAGGCUAGUGCCAAUAAUAUGGGACUCACCCAAGUCACAUAUGGUUCUCCUUCGAGUGGAGCUAGUAAAUUAGUUGGUGCUGUUAGUCGAACUAGAAGAUUGACGAGAAAGAAAGUUGAACAAUUGGGAUUGUGA